AACAGUGCCACCACUAUUUUUCAGUUCUGGUCACACUUUUGCUAAUAAAUAAAGAAAAGGCGGACGGUUUUGUUAAAAAAUUAACAAAAUUAGGUUACAAUUUAUAAGCCGGUCACUUUCUCCGCAAAACUUACGACACCACGCCACACGAUAAAAAAUGCCGCGAUACAGGGAAUGGGACCUGGCCUGCAAGGUGUAUGUAGGCAACCUAGGCUCCUCGGCCUCCAAACACGAAAUAGAGGGGGCUUUUGCAAAAUACGGUCCAUUGCGAAAUGUGUGGGUGGCUCGCAAUCCGCCCGGUUUUGCCUUUGUGGAGUUCGAGGACCGGCGGGAUGCAGAAGACGCAACGCGUGCCCUGGACGGAACACGCUGCUGCGGGACUAGGAUUCGCGUGGAGAUGUCAUCGGGACGAUCUCGCGAUCGCCGGCGCGGUGAAGGCGGUGGCGGCGGCGGCAGUAGUGGACGUUCUGGAUCUGGACGAUACAGGAUAACUCCUUCGGCUAGAACUACUUCCACUGCUACUUCUUCCUUCUACAACAUCAACAAUCUACAACAGCAACCAUCUUCACAGCCACAGCCAGCAACCUUCAACUUGCAACUCUAAAUUAUCCAUGUUCAGCGUCACAGCCUCACAGAAGUUUUGAUUAGCAACCCAAAUGAUUUCAUCCUAGAAGAAGCAUUGCAGUCGCCAAAAGAGUUCUACUUACGAAGUUAUCCUGCGUAUCCUUCAAAUAAUUGCUUACAAUUAUUUUCUUUAAUUUAGUUGCCAAUAUUAGGUCUUGUUUAGACGGUUUAA
Molecule: messenger RNA, 796 nt
Organism: Drosophila eugracilis
Lineage: Eukaryota; Metazoa; Arthropoda; Insecta; Diptera; Drosophilidae
Gene: Rbp1
Product: RNA-binding protein 1
Exons: 3
Coding region: 158-604 (148 amino acids)
Biological process (GO): mRNA splicing, via spliceosome
Cellular component (GO): nuclear speck
Molecular function (GO): RNA binding
Source: RefSeq, a predicted model, not a curated record